This is a messenger RNA of Phycodurus eques (leafy seadragon), 4182 nucleotides long. It is a transcript of the gene mcm2, whose product is annotated as minichromosome maintenance complex component 2. Gene Ontology annotation, molecular function: 3'-5' DNA helicase activity; single-stranded DNA binding; single-stranded DNA helicase activity. The coding region runs from base 949 to 4137 and encodes 1062 amino acids. Gene Ontology annotation, cellular component: MCM complex; nucleus. The transcript has 20 exons. The record is from RefSeq and is a predicted model, not a curated record. Gene Ontology annotation, biological process: mitotic DNA replication initiation; DNA replication; double-strand break repair via break-induced replication. NCBI's taxonomy places the organism in Eukaryota, Metazoa, Chordata, Actinopteri, Syngnathiformes, Syngnathidae.
UUUUGACGCUCGAGUUCGUUCAGCGAGCGCGCUGUUUGUUUCGGUGCCCGUAUGGCACUUUUCGCUAGCGGACUGUUUGUUUUGACGCUCGAGUUGCACUUUUCGCUAGCGCGCGGUUUGUUUUGACGCUCGAGUUCGUUCAGCGAGCGCGCUGUUUGUUUCGAUGCCCGUAUGGCACUUUUCGCUAGCGGACUGUUUGUUUUGACGCUCGAGUUGCACUUUUCGCUAGCGCGCUGUUUGUUUUGACGCUCGAGUUGCACUUUUCGCUAGCGCGCGGUUUGUUUUGACGCUCGAGUUCGUUCAGCGAGCGCGCUGUUUGUUUCGAUGCCCGUAUGGCACUUUUCGCUAGCGGACUGUUUGUUUUGACGCUCGAGUUGCACUUUUCGCUAGCGCGCGGUUUGUUUUGACGCUCGAGUUCGUUCAGCGAGCGCGCUGUUUGUUUCGAUGCCCGUAUGGCACUUUUCGCGAGCGGACUGUUUGUUUUGACGCUCGAGUUGCACUUUCCGCUAGCGCGCUGUUUGUUUUGACGCUCGAGUUCGUUUAGCGAGCGCUCUGUUUGUUUAGAUGCCCGCGUUGCACUUUUCGCUAGCGGACUGUUUGUUUUGACGCUCGAGUUGCACUUUUCGCUAGCGCGCUGUUUGUUUUGACGCUCGAGUUCGUUCAGCGAGCGCGCUGUUUGUUUCGAUGCCCGCAUGGCAUUUUUCGGAAGCGCGCGGUUUGUUUUGACACCCACGUUGUUGUUUUAACGAGCGCGCUGUUUGUUUUGAUGCUGAUGUGCUCCACGUGUGUACCACAGGUGACAUGCAUCCUAGUUGUUGAUGAAGCGUACACGUUUACAAGGACACGACGAUCUGUUUCGGCAUGCUAGCGGUACACUUCUAUCACAAUUGACAAACAACAUUUGUUUGAGACGUGGUGCGUACUUCACAAGCGUCUGUUUUGGUUCACAUGCUGUCCACUUACAAUCACACUCUUGGUUUGGAGCAUGUGGUGUGCAUCUAUUUCGCCACGUGUGCCGGACGCGUCUGUGGUCAAUGUUUUUGGCGCCGCGCGCAAUCACAAUAUUUGUUUUGGCGGCGCUUGUCGUUGACGCAGGCUGUUUGUUUGGUUUUUUUUGGGGGGCGCGCUCACCCUGAGCGUGGCCCCCAGCGAGCGCAGGCCGGUGGAGUGGCGAGCCAGCUUCAGCACCCGGAAGAGCCGCAACAGGCGGAAAACCUGCCAGACGACAAGAAUGGCAAACGGGAAGAAAAAGGGCAAAGGGCACCGGCGCUCGGUCGGGUCACGCCUCGCUACCUGGAGCGGGCGUCCCUGCGAUCGGUCGCCGAGCGUCCGCUCGCAGACGAGCGUCACGUAGACCGGAAGAACGGACGCCACGUCGAUCACGUUGAGGGGGCGGAGCAAGAACCGCUUCCUGUUUGGAGACAGCAGGAAACGCAGCAACACCUGGCGGAUGUGCACCCGCGCGCGGAUUCGUCCGAGUCGCAGCACGUGGCCGCCAGCCCCGAUCCGGUCUCCAGGAGGGGGGACCUGACCUCCAGCCCCGGCAGAGACCUGCCACCCUUCGAGGAUGAGUCCGAGGGCCUGCCGGGCGACGCGACGCUGCCCGGAGAGGACGACGACGACGACGGGGACGGCGAGGAGCUGAUCGGGGACGGCAUGGAGCGGGACUACCGGCCCAUCCCGGCGCUGGACCGCUACGAGGCCGAGGGUCUGGACCUGGACGAGGAGGACCUGUCCGAGCUGUCCCCGGCGGCGCGGGCGGCCGCCGAGGAGGCCAUGAGGAGGCGCGACCGAGAGCGCGGCCUCAGCGGCCGUCUCAGGAGGGGGCUGCUCUACGACAGCGAAGACGAGGACGACGAGCGCCCGGCGGCGCGGCGGAGGCGCCUGGCCGAGCGGGCGGCGGAGGGCGCGGCGGAAGGCGACGACGAAGAGAUGAUCGAGAGCAUCGAGAACCUGGAAGACAUGAAGGGUCACACGGUGAGGGAGUGGGUGUCCGUGCCCGCCCCCCGUCUGGAGAUCUACAACCGCUUCAAGAACUUCCUGCGCACGCACGUGGACGAGAGCGGACGCAACGUGUUCAAGGAGAAGAUCAGCGACAUGUGCAAAGAGAACAAGGAGAGUUUGGUGGUGAACUACGAACACCUGGCAGCCAGGGAGCACGUGCUGGCGUACUUCCUGCCUGAAGCCCCCAUGGAGAUGUUGAAGGUGCUCGACGAGGCGGCCAAGGAGGUGGUGCUGGCCAUGUACCCCAAGUACGACCGCAUCGCCCACGAGAUCCACGUGCGCAUCUGCAACCUGCCGCUGGUGGAGGAGAUCCGCUCGCUCAGGCAGCUCCAUCUGAACCAGCUGAUCCGGACCAGCGGCGUGGUGAGCAGCUGCACCGGCGUGCUGCCGCAGCUGGGCGUGGUCAAGUACAACUGCAACAAGUGCAACUUUGUACUAGGGCCCUUUUUCCAGUCCCAGAACCAGGAAGUGAAGCCGGGAUCGUGUCCAGAGUGUCAGUCCCAGGGACCGUUUGAGAUCAACAUGGAGGAGACAGUAUACCAGAACUACCAGAGGAUCACCAUCCAGGAAAGUCCCGGCAAGGUGGCCGCCGGACGUCUGCCGCGCUCCAAAGACGCCAUCCUGCUGGCGGACCUGGUGGACAACUGCAAGCCGGGAGACGAGAUCGAGCUGACGGGCAUCUACCACAACAACUACGACGGCUCUCUGAACGUGGCCAACGGCUUCCCGGUGUUCGCCACCGUCAUCCUGGCCAACCACAUCGCUCGGCGAGACGAAGGCGUGGCCGCGGCCGAGCUGACGGACGAAGACGUCAAGGCCGUCGUCGCUCUGUCCAAGGACGAAUGCGUCGGCGAACGCAUCUUCGCCAGCAUGGCGCCGUCCAUCUACGGUCACGAGGACAUCAAACGAGCGCUAGCACUGGCGCUGUUCGGAGGAGAGCCCAAGAACCCGGGAGGGAAACACAAAGUGCGAGGAGACAUCAACGUGCUUCUGUGCGGGGACCCCGGAACGGCCAAGUCGCAGUUCCUCAAGUACACGGAGAAGGUGGCGAGCAGGGCCGUGUUCACCACGGGGCAGGGCGCGUCGGCGGUGGGCUUGACGGCGUACGUGCAGAGGCACCCCGUCAGCCGAGAGUGGACGCUGGAGGCCGGCGCGCUCGUGCUGGCCGACAGAGGCGUCUGCCUCAUCGACGAGUUUGACAAGAUGAACGACGCGGACCGCACGAGCAUCCACGAGGCCAUGGAGCAGCAGAGCAUCUCCAUCUCCAAAGCGGGCAUCGUCACCUCGCUGCAGGCCAGGUGCACCGUCAUCGCCGCCUCCAACCCCAUCGGCGGCAGGUACGACCCCUCGCUGACCUUCGCCGAGAACGUGGACCUGACCGAGCCCAUAGUGUCACGUUUUGAUGUCCUGUGUGUUGUCAGGGACACUGUGGACCCUGUGCAGGACGAGAUGUUGGCGCGCUUUGUGGUGGGCUCUCACGUCAAGCAUCACCCCGGCAACAAGGAAGGGGGCGCGGCCUCGGAGGAGGCGCUCCCGCCCAACUCGUCCGACGCGGCGCCCGUUCCGCAGGACCUGCUCAGGAAGUACAUCAUCUACGCCAAGGACAAGGUUCACCCCAAACUCAACCGGAUGGACCAAGACAAGGUGGCGCGCAUCUACAGCGACCUCAGGAAAGAGUCCGUGGCGACGGGCAGCAUCCCCAUCACGGUGCGCCACAUCGAGUCGAUGAUCCGCAUGGCGGAGGCGCACGCCAAGAUGCACCUGCGCGACUACGUGAUGGAGGACGACGUCAACAUGGCCGUCCGCAUCAUGCUGGAGAGCUUCAUCGACACGCAGAAGUUCAGCGUCAUGAGGAGCAUGCGCAAGACGUUCUCCCGCUACCUGGCGUUCCGCAAGGACAACGACGAGCUGCUGCUGUUCAUCCUCAAGCAGCUGGUGGCCGAGCAGCUUUCCUACCAGAGGAACCGCUACGGCGCCCACCACGACGCCGUCGAGAUACCCGACAAGGAUCUGCUCGACAAGGCCCGGCAGAUCAACAUCCACAACCUGGCGUCUUUCUACGACAGCGAGCUUUUCCGCGCCAACAGGUUCGCUCACGACGGCAAGAAGAAAGUCAUCGUGCAGCAAUUGUGAAGUCAAACAAACCCAAUGUAAAUAAAUGGACGCGCUUUUCCCUUC